AUGGAAGUAGAGAAAAAUAUAGACACGUCCUUUAUUUUUGAAAAACUGAAAUCACAUUCAGAAAAGAAAUCUCAGCAUUAGAGAAUCGGAUUAGAAAUAAAAUAAUCGACUAAAUUUUAUUUGGUUCCUAGAGACAAAUGUAUCAAGACAUAAUAUUGUAACAUCUAUUCUGCGCGCUAUCUGAACUUGGUCAAAAGGUUUUAAAUUGAUAGCGAAGAUCCUUAAUUCAUAGAGUUGAUUUAAAAGAUUUAAGAUUAAAAAGGGACAAUAAAGGCAAUUGGGACUUUGUUCAAAGAAAUGAAAUUAAAACCAUACUAUUUUUCUCAAAAUCAAAAUAAAGCAUUAUAAGGUAGAUCAUACAUUCAUAUUCAAGAUUAUGUUUCGAAUGAAGAUGUCUGUUAUCUAGAGGAUGGAUCAGGAAGAAUUAAAUUAUAAAUAAGUAAUGCCAUACUCUGCUUACCAAAUAAGAAAGAGAAAAUAGUUAAUGUUUCCGAUUUGGUGACAGGAAUUACAUUGAUGAUUGAAGGAUAGAUUGUUGCAAAUAAUAUUAUAAAAGUUGAAAAGUUUUAUUUGCCUUCACUACCUGAGACACCUAUGCUGAAGCAAUUAAACUCGAAUUCAUAUCUCUGUUUAAUAUCUGGCUUAAAUUACAAUGCCUUAGAAAGCACAACAAAAUAUAGACAUAUGAUUGAUUAUUUAUAAGGCAAUUUAUAUAGUGGGGAAGGAGGAGAUAUUCCAUAUAAUAUAUCAUAAGUUAUCUUCACCGGAAAUUUGUACUGCAAACUAGAAGAGACACUUGAUUAAUAAUCACUGCAAUAAGACUUCAAAGGUGUGUUCAGCAAAAUAUAGUUAAACAUAAAAGGAGUUGAUGAAUUGAUUAGUCAGUUAGCAUCAGUUACUCCAGUAGCUGUAAUGCCUGGAGAAAAUGAGCCAGUUUCCCAGAUGCUACCCUAGACACCUCUGCAUAGAUCACAUUUUCCAGAAACUUUUGAGAAAGAACAUCAACUAAUCUUGUUAAGUAAUCCAACAGAAUUUACUCUGGGUGAUUUAAAGAUUCUUGGAACAAGUGGAUAAAAUAUAUCAGAUAUUAAGAAAUGUUCUUAGGUUAAGAAUUAAGAAGAUGUGGAUCUACUGGAAAUGACAAUGUUUUAUGGAAAUAUAGCCCCAACAGCUCCAGAUACUUUGAUUUCGUUUCCAUAGAAAGACUAGGAUCCAUUUGUAUUGUAAGAGUUGCCUAACAUUUACUUUGUAGGUAAUAUGCAAAAGUUUGGAACUAAGAUGGUUGCUGAUAAUGUAAGGAUUGUUAGUGUGCCAGCAUUUUCUGAAACUGGGACAAUCUGUUUAAUUAACUUAAGCACAUUAGAAUGUUUUCCUGUUAUUAUAUAAUGA
Paramecium tetraurelia is the source of this 1389-nucleotide messenger RNA. RefSeq lists its product as uncharacterized. The transcript has 3 exons. Gene Ontology annotation, molecular function: DNA binding. NCBI's taxonomy places the organism in Eukaryota, Ciliophora, Oligohymenophorea, Peniculida, Parameciidae. The record is from RefSeq and is a predicted model, not a curated record. Gene Ontology annotation, cellular component: delta DNA polymerase complex. Gene Ontology annotation, biological process: DNA replication; DNA strand elongation involved in DNA replication.